Molecule: messenger RNA, 2231 nt
Organism: Cladocopium goreaui
Lineage: Eukaryota; Dinophyceae; Suessiales; Symbiodiniaceae
Source: the annotation of a GenBank genome assembly
UAUGGUGUCCGCACCUUGCCAUGCCACGAUGGAGGGCGAUGUACUCCCAGGUGACUCCGGAAGAUCCACGAAGUUGCUCGCACUGGCAUUGCACUGUCAAACGCGGAUGCACUGCGAAGCGAUCCUUCCAGGCCUGGCCCCACUGCGCGGCGGCGUGCGGCUUCGGCGUUGCACCUGCGGCCCGCAAGGGGCGCCACAUCGCCAGUCGUAGUGGUCUUCGGAGUGACGUCCAGUUGGUGGCUGGGCCAAGCACCAUCCAAACUUUGCGAGGACAGCUCUGUGGACGAGAGGUCGCCCUCAUCCUUUGUGGAGAAGCCCAUGAGGAUUGUAUCGAUCUGACUCGAAGUCGAAGCGUUUUGGAAGCCACCUUCGGUUGGAUUCCUACAGCCGAUGCCUUCAGCUAUAUAACGCCCUUCCACACGAAGAAUGACGUCACGCUUCAUGUAGCCAAGAAGUGGGCUGCUCGCGCCAUGACUCGCGAGGAUGAUGGUGGCCUACUGCUCUUCCGCCUCCAAAACCCUGCUCAGGGCACUGGCACGGCUCAUGUCUUCCGGCCUGAUGAAAUUCUGCCCCAGCCGGGCGCACAAGAGGAGAACGCCGUGUACUUCUUGUGGAAAGACUCGGAUGAUGAAGCGAGGUUGCUUCGGGAGAAGAAAGUGCGGGGAGAGCAGCUCUCGAUCGCAGAACACGACGCCCUUCUGCUUGGUCGCAAGCAGCGUCUUCGCAGCGAAGACCGUGUGGAGCUGUUCGAUGAUUGGUUGAUCCGCGCAGGAAACUUGCUGAGACCUGUGGAAAUCGUCUUGGAGGGCCCAGUCCCUGCAUCUGAAGUCACACUCCACGAGGAGCCUGGAGGAUACGAGGUGCCAAUUGCGCACGAGACGAGCCAAGCUUUAGACUUGGACAGUGGGGAAGAGGAGGACUUCAAAGACUUCAAAGACUUCAAAGGCUUUCGACUGAUCAGAUUUGCCUCGGACAAUGCCACGGGCAGCUUUUUGGAAUACGUGCGACGUCGCGUGAGACAACACGUCGCCAGCAACAGGAUCCAUUUCUUCGAUCUGCGGGAACUGGGAGACCCAGAUGAGUUUCAGAUGCGGAAGGAGUUUCAACGCUUGGUGAUCCAGAACCCGCCCGUGGACUUGGAAGAAAAGCGAGUUCAGGAACUGGGCCUUGGCGUGGCGAGAACGGCCGAGGACUGUCCGCGUCCAUCUUGGGAAGCCUUUUUCGGAGCUGCCUCGGAGUUAUUGUACUACUCUCCUCACGUGCACGCUGACUAUGUACCCUUCCUGGCCUGUGUCAUGAAGCCCCCGGAACUUCUUCCUAAGGACUGGAUUUUGAAGUUCUUCGAGCAUCUCUAUUGCGGCUUGGUCUCUGAUGCCAUCGACAUGCUACGCUCAGAUGAGAAUGCUGCGAGAUUCCUGCGCCUUCGGUCUAUGCUGCAUUGGAAUGGUGAACGUUAUCAGCAACGCCAGGACAUUCGGCCCUUGAUCCCGGUGUCUGUGGCUCCACUGCGGUGCUAUUUGAAGGCCAAAGAUCUGCCGCAAGCGAGGACUUGGGUCUCUGGUUUGGCCGAACGUCUUCGACCAAAGGCCCAAGAGACUUCAGAGUUGGUGACGAAAGCACAACGGUGGUACCUGCAAGAAGUCGAAGCGUUCCUGCAAGACGUGAAGGGAAACGAUCAGGACGGCGAUCACUUCUUCGCGUACUUAAGGGAGGUGCACCGAGAGAUCUAUGAUGAUGUCGAUUCGAACCAUGCCAGCGCAUCCCCGCACGUUCCAAGCUUGUCCAAGCCCUUCGGGCAAAAGUUUUACAACUUGGGAGAGAUCAAGAUGCCUUCCUUUGACGAAGCCAUGCGCGAGAUCUUAGCAUUCGACCCCAUUGAUGGCAAGGCCACCACACGCAGGCAAAGAGUGUUGGCCAAAAUCAUCAUUGAUGUGUUCCAACUUCGUAUGGUCGAUCUGGCAUCAGUCCUCAUCGUGUUGGAUCGUGCUUUGGCGUAUCCUAAGGGAUCUGAAGUGGUCAUCAUCAUGUACGCAGGCAGCGACCACGGUCACACGGUGGAGAAGUUCUACCGCGAUCUCGGCUUCAGCGCCAAGUCCUUGCCACGCCAGGGGCUGGUUGGGAAAAGCUGGCAGGACCACUAUGGACCACGAGAACCGAGAGGACUACGCUUUCCCAGCUACCUCUAUGAUUUCAGUGAACUUUUCCGAAGCUAGAUCUUCCAGAAGUUCCAG